Messenger RNA from Mesorhabditis spiculigera, 792 nucleotides. The record is from the annotation of a GenBank genome assembly. Lineage: Eukaryota; Metazoa; Nematoda; Chromadorea; Rhabditida; Rhabditidae.
AUGAACGGCAUCUACAACAUGAUCCCCUUCAUGUCGCAGAUGAUCGCCAAGCUGUUCGUGGUCUCGCUGGCGAAUUGGUUGAAGGCGCGCGAGAUAACGGGGGCCGAUGCGUCGGUGAAAAUCUUUCAGGGGCUAGGAUCUCUCGGUUGUGGGGUAACGAUUUUCCUGCUGGCCGUCGUGCCAAGUUGCGAGCAUCCGACGUGGGCCAUCCCGAUUUUGAUAUGUCACGGCAUCUCCUUCUCCUGCUCGAUCCCCGGCUUCUUCACGGCCUUGGUGUCCAUCGCCCCUCCCUACACCGGCACGAUGACGUCACUUGGCCGUACCUGCGCUACUCUAGGAAACAUCUCCGGCGCCAUGAUGAUGUCGUUGAUAGAUAAAAUGAACUGGCCCAACAAGUGCUCACGUGUCGUUUUGGGACUUGGUGACGGCUUCAUCAUCCCGUGCAUCAACACCGUCAUCACACGCCUCGCCUUCUCCUGCAUCAUCCCCGGCUUCUUCACGUCGCUGCUGCUCAUCGCCCCGCCGUACACCGGUACGAUGACGUCGGUCGGCCGCAGCUUUUCGAUGGUCGCCAACAUUUCCGGGGCCAUGCUGAUGUCGUUGAUUGAUAAAAUGGGCUGGAAGAACAAGUGGCUGAUCAUCUUCUCGCUCGACGCCUUCUCCCAGCUCACCAGCGGCGUGUUUUUCAUCUUUUAUGGGAAAGCUACCAUACAAGAAUGGGCAAUCCCCGCCACAACCACCAUCCCAACCCUCAACACCCCAGCCACCUCCGAGGCGGCCAUCGACUUGAAU